This is a messenger RNA of Ruditapes philippinarum (Manila clam), 1626 nucleotides long. Its product is annotated as nuclear receptor-binding protein-like. Lineage: Eukaryota; Metazoa; Mollusca; Bivalvia; Venerida; Veneridae. Bases 1 to 1005 code for a protein of 334 amino acids. Gene Ontology annotation, biological process: intracellular signal transduction; endoplasmic reticulum to Golgi vesicle-mediated transport; protein phosphorylation. The transcript has 8 exons. Gene Ontology annotation, cellular component: endomembrane system; cytoplasm. The record is from RefSeq and is a predicted model, not a curated record. Gene Ontology annotation, molecular function: ATP binding; protein serine/threonine kinase activity.
AUGGUAAUGCCCAGUGCAGUUACGUUUCUUCAUUACUAUAUCUUGUUUACAGUUGCUCCAGAUGCAAUGCACCAUGUGAAGACGUACCGGGAUGACCUGAAGAAUAUGCAUGGUGUCGCACCUGAAUAUGGAUCUGGAAAUGUGACAACUGCUGUAGAUAUUUAUUCAUUUGGGAUGUGUGCUCUAGAGAUGGCUGCCCUUAGUAUCCAAGGAAACGGGGAGAGUGGAAAUGUGAUCACAAUGGAAGCUAUAGAUAAAACACUUCAGUCCAUAGAAAAUCCACUUCAAAGAGAUUUUCUAGAGAAAUGUUUAGAAAAAGAUCCAGAGAAACGCCCUACUGCCAGAGAUUUGUUAUUCCAUUCAGUUUUAUUUGAAGUCCAUUCAUUAACAUUACUUGCCGCCCACGCCAUUGUAAAUAAUGCCAAACUUGUAGAAAAUAUAGCUGAAGAUACACAUAUAUUAAAAUCAGAGCCAAAGAAAGUGAUAGCUGAAGUAAAAUACAAGGAUGACCAAGAACCAACUUUAAUGAAAUUUUCGCAUGUGCAGGGAUUAGAGCUAGAAAAAUUCUUAGAAGAUGUAAAGAACGGAAUUUAUCCACUGACUGCGUUUGACUUACCACAGCCACCACCAAAUACACGUCAAAGGCCAAUAACUCCAGAAACUACGGAACAGGAGAAAACCGAGACUCCGGAGCCAAUGGACGUCGAGGCAAGACGUGUGACUAACAUGACGUGCCAGAUAAAGCGUCAACAGGAUUCUUUGUCAUACCAUCUUGUUCUGAUUCUUCGCAUGGACGAUAAAAUGAAUCGUCAACUAGAAUGUGACUUCGGAUCUGAAGACAAUGCCUCCAUUCUUGCUGAAGAGCUUGUCCAUUAUGGAUUUAUAAACGAACAAGAUAAAGAUAAUUUAUCAGUCUUCCUAACGGAUCAUCUGCGAGAUGCAACACUAGUCAAUGGAAUACCUGAAGACAUUACCCCACCACAAGUGCCUAUCACUGUUUCUUGAAACUCAGUAGCCAAUCAAAUACUGUCUUUCAUUUAGCCAUUCACAUCUCUUCUGACAAGAGAACAGUCUGCAAACGACCAAUCAGUAUGAUGUUUACUUACAGAUUACUUUUGGAAUAUCAACUUUUAUGAUCUGGACAUUACACAUGAUGCAUAAUCUGCCAUAUUAAAUAUAUGCAUGUUACAGAUUAAUGUGCUUAUGUAUAAGAUUUAUACGAUAUCAUUGUUUGAUAUCUGAUACAUCCAGAUGCAUUUCCAUAUUUGAAAUGUACAGUCCUCGACUGCAUUUAAGCCAUUGGACAGUUCAAAAGUUUGUUUCAGUCUUGACCAAUCAGAUGCUAGAUAACAUUGCUAGAUGGACUGGUUGGCUAGCUUGCCUCUAUGCUUUAUACUUUUGACAAAUAUGGUAAAACAAGACACAAUGUUAAACCAUUGUUUGAUACACUAUGUGUACUUAUUAAUCUACAAAAGAACAGACAUGAAAACAAAAGCAUGUUACAUACCUUCUGAUAUGCUAUGUUUGAAAAUAUGAAUCUACAUAAGGAUUGAUAUUCUCAAAAAUGUUUUCUGAUUAUGUUCAAAGUCGUAUGUAUAACAAUGAAUAAAGAUCUGUUAAAAAGGA